This is a messenger RNA of Cynoglossus semilaevis (tongue sole), 2752 nucleotides long. It is a transcript of the gene cxxc1a, whose product is annotated as CXXC finger protein 1a. The record is from RefSeq and is a predicted model, not a curated record. Gene Ontology annotation, cellular component: Set1C/COMPASS complex. The coding region runs from base 175 to 2097 and encodes 640 amino acids. NCBI's taxonomy places the organism in Eukaryota, Metazoa, Chordata, Actinopteri, Pleuronectiformes, Cynoglossidae. Gene Ontology annotation, molecular function: DNA binding; zinc ion binding. The transcript is spliced from 14 exons. Gene Ontology annotation, biological process: positive regulation of DNA-templated transcription.
GAAGAUUCGGUUUAAUGCUGCAGAGUGCGCUGCUGCCGCUCUCGAAGGUCGCGAGCGUAUCACUUGUAGAAGUGGUAGAAGAAGAAGCUCGAACGGAAGUAGAGGAGGAGACAAAACAAAGAGCAACAUCUGCAUCUGCAUAAUUGUAACUGAAAAUUACGCUGAUUUUUCGUCAUGUCUGAUGAGGUGGGCGGAGUAGAGCACGGCGCACCGGAUGAGAAGGAUGAGGAGCAAAGAGAGGAAAAGGGAGGCUAUAAAGAUGGAGAACGAGGACUUACAGUAGCGGUCGCAGCAGUAGGAAGAGCACACGGCGAUAAGGGAACAAGUUACACGCCUCUUUAUUGCGUCUGCAGGAAACCAGACAUCAACUGUUUUAUGAUAGGGUGUGACAGCUGUGCCGAGUGGUUUCAUGGAGACUGUAUCGGAGUGUCAGAAAAGGCAGCUAAGUCCAUUCGUGUCUGGUACUGUCCGUCCUGUAGAGACAAAAACACAAGUCUGGAGAUAAAGUACCGUCCAAAGAAAAAUAAAGAACAGGAGGAGAAAGAGGUUGGUCCAGAGAUAGAUGACAUGUAUGAUGAAGAACAAGGUUCCAACCCCCAAUCUAGGGCUGACAAGAGGCGUGUUUCACAGAUCAAACGUUCUGCGCGUAUGUGCGGGGAGUGUGACGCUUGCCUUCGGACAGAGGACUGUGGUCAGUGUGAUUUUUGUAAAGACAUGAAGAAGUUUGGAGGUCCAAACAAAAUUCGACAGAAAUGUCGUUUGCGCCAGUGUGAGGUCCGAGCACGGGUGAGUCCUGAAACAACGAAGAAGAUGCUUCGAAUCAAAGAUGAGGAGUUAAGUCAUAGUAGUUACGGCAAGGGGCGCAGUCUAUCAAAGAGAUGGGCAGAGGAGUACAUGGAAGAGGACGAACUAGAGGAGGAGGAGGAGGAACCAGAAGAAGAAGAGGAGGGAUUUAGUGAGAGUGAGCUGGAGCUGUAUGAACAGUACAAAGCAGCAGGAUAUGUUGACCUGGUUUGGCAAAGCGAGGAAGAGGAUGCUCAGGUUGAUGCUCUGAGGAAGAAGGCGGUAAAGGUGAAACACGUUAAGAGGCGAGAGAAGAAGCCCGAAAAGAAGAAAACAGUGUCUGUCCCAAAAGAAGAAGCAAAGCCUCGGCGUCAUAAAGCCAAACAGCGUCACCGUGAGCGCGUGCGACACAGUGAGCGCUCAGUAGAAGGUGGAGUCAAAGAUGUAGGCGGGGCCAUGAAACAGUGCCUGGGUCCUGGAUGUGUGGAAAUGGCUAGAUCAAACUCUAAAUACUGUUCUGACGAGUGUGGAAUGAAGCUUGCUGCCAAUCGUAUCUAUGAGAUCCUACCUCAGAGGAUCCAACAGUGGCAGCAGAGUCCCUGUGUAGCAGAGGAAAUGGGGCGUAGACAGCUGGAGCGAAUCCGGAGAGAGCAGCAGGCGGCCAGGCUUCGCCUCACACAGAUGGAGAAACGGUUUCUCGAGCUGGAGGGAAUCAUUGCCAACGCUAAACUGCAGCACGUCCAGCAGCAGGAGGAGGUGACAGAAGGUGAUGGUGAAGACACGGACCUCCAAAUCUUUUGUGUGUCUUGCAGCCACCCUAUCAAUCCUAAAGUGGCACUAAGACACAUGGAGAGGUGCUACACUAAGUUUGAGAGCCAGACGUCAUUUGGGUCCAUGUACCCAACACGUAUAGAGGGAGCCACCAGGUUGUUCUGCGAUGUCUACAACCCUCAGAGUAAGACAUACUGUAAAAGGCUGCAGGUCUUAUGUCCUGAGCACUCCAGGGAUCCAAAGGUCCCAGCUGACGAGGUGUGUGGCUGUCCACUGGUCAAAGAUGUCUUUGAGCCGACAGGUGAAUUCUGUCGCAUAUCCAAAAGGAAGUGUAACAAACAUUACUGCUGGGAGAAACUGAGACGAGCAGAGGUGGAUCUGGAGCGAGUACGAGUGUGGUACAAGCUGGAUGAGCUGUUUGAGCAGGAGAGAAACCUGAGGACAGCCAUGACCAACAGAGCUGGACUGUUGGCUCUGAUGCUUCACCAGACUAUUCAACAUGAUCCGAUCACAACUGACCUGAGGACAGCCAAGGACAGGUAGACAGGUUUAGACAGACAGACAGGAGAAGAUACAUGCACACUUUUAUACGUACCUGUGAAAACACUAAAAAUGAGAUUUCUAAAACAAACACAAUGCAUCAAACUAAGUUCCAGCCUUUAUAACAUCAAGAGAAUAUAUAUAUAAAUAUAUAUAUAUAUAUACAUACAAACUUCCUUUGUUUUUUCUGCAGUGGAAUAAUAUGGAAUAGUGUGCAGCCUUUGUGUAAUGGGCAUCUACCUAAAGCUGCACACUUAGCUGUUGCUGCAGUUCUACUUCCUCUGUUCUUUUCUGUGAGUCAUUCAUGUUGUUGGCGUGAAAAACAUAAUCAGUGACUAGUUAAUAUCAAGCUGUAAACGUCAUUGUGAAGCAGCAAAGUUGACUAGCACAUUAGUUUAUACAACACUAAGCGUGUGUGUGUGUGUGUGUGUGUGUGUGUGUUUUUCAGCACCAGCUUUACAGUAUUAAAAGAAAAACUCAAUCCGUCAGUGCAGUAAGCCCAAUGAACAUUUUCUUUUAAGUCCACCAUGUUAGCUUUUACUACUUUUUACUACUUACUUGUGCAUACGUUUUACAUGGUAAGCUAAUAACUAUUGUAUAUGGUUUAUAUAUUUCACAUUAUCAUUCCAUAGAAACAAAAUAAACAAACUCCACCCCA